Labeo rohita (rohu) is the source of this 4126-nucleotide messenger RNA. RefSeq names its product Rho related BTB domain containing 2b (gene rhobtb2b). The record is from RefSeq and is a predicted model, not a curated record. NCBI's taxonomy places the organism in Eukaryota, Metazoa, Chordata, Actinopteri, Cypriniformes, Cyprinidae. Gene Ontology annotation, molecular function: GTPase activity; GTP binding; protein binding. The transcript is spliced from 10 exons. Gene Ontology annotation, biological process: small GTPase-mediated signal transduction. The coding region runs from base 342 to 2492 and encodes 716 amino acids.
AUUAGCCUAUGUACUGCGUCAGAUGGCGCUGCCUACAUGCGGAAGAGAAACCAAGGAACACCAGGAAUGUCACGAAUCAGAAACCUCCAGUCGUUGUGCUUUUCUGCUCAUUCAGUCGGUGUAUUUUACUCAAACGAGCUCAAGAACGAAUGCUUGAGCUGAUAACAUGGGUUAGCUUGUGUCUGGUUGCGGUAAACUACGGUAAAAAUAAGUCUGUAUCUUCCGCGUCUCCGCCGGGAAAAUGAAGUGUAUGCCCGGUUCGCUUCAGGUGCACGCCGCAUCCAACGGGCAUUUGAUCUCCAUCAUCUUCAUCUCUAAUAUUACAAACGACUGCCAACCCGAUGCAUCCCUUCAGUUCACUUCGGUCUCAGUUUACAGAUACUGACAUGGACUAUGAGAGGCCUAAUGUCGAGACCAUUAAAUGUGUGGUGGUUGGAGACAAUGCUGUGGGCAAAACACGUCUUAUCUGUGCCCGCGCGUGUAAUGCCACUCUCACACAGUACCAGCUACUUGCCACACAUGUGCCCACUGUCUGGGCCAUAGACCAGUACAGAGUCUGUCAAGAGGUUCUGGAACGUUCCAGAGAUGUCGUGGAUGAUGUGAGCGUGUCUCUUCGAUUGUGGGACACCUUUGGAGACCAUCACAAAGAUCGCCGCUUCGCUUACGGCAGGUCAGACGUGGUGGUCCUGUGCUUCUCCAUCGCCAACCCUAAUUCUCUGUUUCACGUGAAGACCAUGUGGUACCCGGAGAUUAAGCACUUCUGUCCUCGUGCCCCAGUCAUCCUGGUGGGCUGCCAGUUGGACCUGCGUUACGCUGACCUGGAGGCUGUUAAUAGGGCACGGAGACCUCUUGCCAGACCCAUCAAAGCGAACGAGAUUCUUCCUCCUGAGAAGGGUCGUGAGGUGGCCAAAGAGUUGGGCGUGCCCUACUACGAGACAAGCGUGGUGGCUCAGUUUGGAGUGAAGGAUGUGUUUGACAAUGCCAUCCGCGCUGCUCUUAUCUCACGGCGCCACCUGCAGUUCUGGAAGUCUCAUUUGCGCGACGUCCAACGGCCACUUUUGCAGGCACCUUUUCUGCCUCCCAAGCCUCCUCCGCCUGUAAUAGUCAUCCCACCACCCCCUUCCACCACUGAAGAGCACCCUGGGCGUCUGUUGGAGGAGCCGCUGUGUGCUGAUGUGGUUCUGGUCCUCCAGGAGAACCAGCGAGUCUUCGCUCAUAAGGUCUACCUCGCCACGGCCUCCUCGAAAUUCUACGACCUUUUCCUCCAGGAUGUAAAGGCCGAGGCUGACUGUAAGCAACCCACUGGCCGAGAGCCUCCCGCACGGGCGGCCAGUUUUGACAUGUGUGAGAGCAGCGAUGAGGAAAGCAGGGUCAACCUCAGAGCCUGCAUCAGUGACGGGACCCUGAUUGGCGCAGACUCUGAUGGAAUUCUGGAGGGCGGUCGAGGUGGGCAUUUUCUGUCGUCUUUGGGUAGGGCUUUUGUCAGCAUCAGGAGGGAAACAGUCCAGGACCCCGUCACGUUCAUCUCCCGGCCGAUGACGUUGGUGCAGAUGGAUCCGUCGGUGUUGCUUGGCCCGUUUCGCGUGGUCAUGCGUUACCUUUACACGGGACAGCUGGACGAACACGAGAAGGACUUGAUGCACAUUGCACACAUUGCUGAGCUGCUGGAGGUGUUCGACUUGCGCAUGAUGGUCGCCAACAUCCUCAACAAUGAGGCCUUUAUGAAUCAGGAGAUCACAAAGGCUUUCCAUGUCCGACGGACCAAUCGGGUGAAGGAAUGCCUGGCCAAAGGAACUUUCUCAGAUGUGGUGUUUAAACUGGAUGAUGGUACCGUUCAGGCCCAUAAACCCCUGCUCAUCUCCAGCUGUGAUUGGAUGGCAGCCAUGUUUGGUGGGCCUUUUGUCGAAAGCUGCACUAAAGAGGUGCUGUUCCCAAACACGACCCGUAGUAGCAUGCAGGCGGUGCUGGAAUAUCUCUACACGGGACGCUUCUGCUCCAGACCUGACCUGGAUGCCAUGGAGCUCAUUAUCUUGGCUAAUCGCCUCUGCCUGCCUCACCUGGUUGCUCUCACAGAACUUCAUACUGUGACUGUGCUGAAGGAGGCUGCCGCUACGGGCACGGACAUUGACGGAGAUGUACUGGUAUAUCUGGAGAUGGCUCAGUUCCACUGUGCCUACCAGCUCACCGAUUGGUGCCUUCACCACAUCUGCACCAACUACAACAACGUGUGCCGCAAAUUCCCCAGAGACAUGAGGGCCAAAUCAGCAGAGAACCAAGAAUACUUUGAGAAGCACCGCUGGCCUCCGGUCUGGUACCUAAAGGAGGACGACCACUACCAGAGAGCUCGGAAAGAGCGGGAAAAGGAGGACUACCUCUCCCAAAAACGCCAAAACAAGCGUAAAUGGGUGCUGUGGAAUCUUCCGCCCUCUCCUUCAAACCCCUCUUCAUCUUCCUCAUCAUCCUCCUCCUCAGGCUCCUCUGCUAUCAUCUGAAGAGACGAGGGUGAAGCCUUAUAGAUGGAGAAACUGUAAGGUGCAGUGAACACGUUCUCCGAUUUCUCUGCUUUUUCCACAGUUGGUUUCAGAUCAACAUCUCAUCAGUCGUGCUUUGAAGUUCUUGGUGCUUGAAGUCCUGCACUCGGAAAUGUACAGGCAUAACACAGGACAUGGCCGCCAAAUACGUCUAGAUGUAAAAUGUUUACCAAAUGUGACUGAAGUCGCUCUGCUUUUAAGCAAAACAGGUAAGCAUUUCAUCAUCAAAUAAAAAAAAAAAAAAUGAAGAAACCUUAUCGUGUUUUAGUGGUUCUCAAAUGAUUUUGCUUCACAACUCAAGUCAAAAAUGGUUUAUCUUAAAAAAAAAACCUAUUGCAUUCAUUUGAUGUUGUGGUAGUGUAUUAUUUUUAUAUAAUAUUGUAGAUUUUUUAAUAACAUUUUCAACUAGCUGUAAUUUUUAUAUUUUCUGUUUCAAUUUUAAUUUUAGUAAAUGUAUGUGAUUUUUGUCAUUUUUGACAAAAUAUUAUUAUUAAAAAUGUACUUUUUUUUUUCUUUUAGCUUCAAAAUGAUUUUUUUUUUUUUUUUUUUAGUUUGGUUAUAGUAAUUUAGUACUACAACUUCACACUCAGUUGUCAAAGCAAUUCUAUUUUUUCUGUUUCAGCUUCAUUUCAGUUGGCAAACAAAAUUUUUAGUAGUUUUUAAUUAACAAUAACAACAAUGUAAAAUUAAAAUUAAAAUAUUUAAUAAUUCAGAUUUUUUUUUAGUUAAGAAGUUGUUUUUUUUCCCCAGAUCCACUAAUUGAGAACCACUCAUCUAAAAGCAUUUAGCCUCAAAGCAGAACUGUGGGAAAACAAGUCAUCCAAAGAAAAAACUAAACCUGUUUGAACAGAUUGCUGUGCAUUUUUUUAGCCAGUAAUAUUCUUGAUUUUUAGCAUUGUACCUACAGUGACUCUUUGUGAUUCAUCCCCUGAAUCACAUCAUAUAUGUAUAUAGAUUACACAGUAUAUAUAUAUAUUCUCCUGAUUCUAACAGGCAUGAUCACUAGACUCUAGUGCUGAAAUUAUAUAUCAGAAAAUGUGAGUUUGCCACAUAAUUGUGCCUACUCAUGUUAUUCAGAGACGUCAUGGCGAGAUUCUGCUGGCAGAGUCUUUCUGUGUGAAAUCCUCACUAGAUGGUCAUCAAGUUUAUAUUUUUCACUACAGUGUAGUUUGGAUAUUGAAUUGAGUGGCAAAGCAUUUACACAUUUAGUGAAUGCUGAAGGGAUAGUUUUGUCAUUAUUUACACACCCUCAUGUCUCUGCAGAAUUUAUGUUUUUCUCAUUAGUUUCUCAUAUUAAAAACAGAAGAGAGAAAGUUAGAAGUUUGGACUGAUGUGGAGGUGAGUGAAUGAUGAGAGGAUGUGUUUUUGAGUGCAUUGACAUUUUAAAUGUUUUGUGUAAAGAUCUGGAUCUUGUGCUAAUUCAGUGCUGCUCCAUGUGUCUGAACUGUCAUUUAGACUUGAUACUAAAUAUCACACAAUCAACUGUCGUUCUGUAGAACGAAACUGUAAUGAAAGGAAAUGCUUAUCAACAUUUAAAUUUAAAUAUAAUAGCAAAAAUGACUUGUUUUGCUUAUUAAAUUUUUGAUUUAAAACUC